Molecule: messenger RNA, 714 nt
Organism: Meira miltonrushii
Lineage: Eukaryota; Fungi; Basidiomycota; Exobasidiomycetes; Exobasidiales; Brachybasidiaceae
Exons: 1
Coding region: 1-714 (237 amino acids)
Source: RefSeq, a predicted model, not a curated record
AUGAAGCUUGGAAGGAACAAUUUUUUGCGCACUACAUUUGUGCAGCUCUCCGUCUUCUUCUUUGCUUUUCCCGCAAAUGGAGGAGUAUCAAAGACAAUCACACCUGCCAUGAAAAAAGUUACGAUAGACACAAAGCUAUGGCAACCUGACCAGAAUCCCGAAUUUUUAGAACAAGCAAUAUACUUUGGAGGACAACGUAACAAUGUAGCGGCAGAUGGACUUUUUCAACAAGUAAUGGGUUGGGGUAUGGGCUUGACAGCUGUGCAAUUUCCUACGAAUAAUUUAAGAGCUGUGGAUUACAUUCCUGGCUCACCCGAUGGUUAUGAGAAUCAAUGGAAAGAUGGUGCUUAUGGAUUUGCCUAUAGUUGUUCAAAGUAUGGCGAGCCAAUUGCAAAAAGUCUGAAUGAAGGAUGUAAGAAUUGCGGCAAGACAUACUUUUUAGGUUUGGCUUGGGGUACAUUGAACGGAAUGAACUUUGAUAGAGACGCUGUAAUGAUUUCAGGUUGUUCCGCUUUGGAGGUCGUGGAUUCCGACGAUUGUUUUGCCAAUUUUCCCAAUCGUUGUUCGAUUCGCGCUGUCGGCCAACCGGUUGAACUGAGGACCAAAGAACCUACAAGGAUUGUAAUCAAUUCCAAAUCAAGAGCAGAAAUCAUUGCAGCCAUCAAAAGGUACGCUGCAGGUAAACAUCAAAAUAUCGCGGUCCCGAGCUCUUGA